AGAAUUGCGGAGGGGUCCGACAUCCCUGCAUUUCUGAACCAAGCUGGGUUGUGAUCACGCUCGUAAAUGAAGCUGGAUGAGGAUUUGUCAGGGAUCUUUUCUUUUCUCUCUCUCCUCCUCCGACUCUCUCCUAGUUCCUCCAGCAUCAUAGUGGUGAGCGAUGCACAUUGCAGACUUGUGUUGAUUUUCAAAGGGAAAACCAGGAUCAAAGUUCGCUGACAUGCUGCGACAAUCAGGCGUGCUGCCUGAAGUCAGGGGGGGGGUUGUCCGCCUGCCUUCUGCACGUUGAGGAAUGAAGCACCUGGGAACUUUUUUGGGCUUUGGAAGACUCGUACCUCUGUGAUUGUGUGCGUCUGGGAAGGCUUGGUGGCAAGACGAGACCAAUCAUUUGCCUUGAUUCCAUGGGCUGAGAGCAGGCAAACUGUCGGGGAUGGGACGAGCAAACCCCGCCAUCAAGACCUGAUCUAUUUCCACAAACAAUGUAGUUUAUUCAUGAGGUUACGCAAAUGUGGAGGCAGCAAAAUUACCGUAAUCAGCAGAAACAGCGAGUGCGCAUCCAUGGCUAUGAUUAUUUGGAGAUCAUCUAUCAGCCCAAUGUCUAUGUAACGAGGAAAGGGGGGCAUUGAAUUACUGUUAAGUUUCACUGAGAAGUCCAUGAUCAUUGGGCUAGGGAACUUGAUCAUUGGCAAUAAGGCUCUUCGGUCGGGUGACAAAUUAUUUCACCUGACAUUAGGUAUCUGACUCUGGCUGCUUCAAAGCUGCUGUUUGAAACUAAAACUUACGCUGAUCCUCGCCGCCGCGUCCUCUCUGGGCUCUUUUUUUCACCUGACAAAAGGAAAAUCUGAGGCGGCGGAGCUGCAGAUCUAAGAGGAUAAAGUGAGCAUGGAGGCCAGGUACAGCCAAGACACAGAGGCGAUGGUGCUGAAGAACGGAAUAAAAGACGGGAGGGACGGCAAAGAUUCCCAGAGCAGCUUGUCCAAAAGCUUCCUGAAGGAACAGCACGACUCCUUUUCCUCCUCUGGGACCAUCGACAACUGCGAGAAGAGCAGGGGGAAUGCAGGGGACCCCGACUACUGCCGGAGAAUCCUGGUCCGAGAUGCUAAAGGUUCGAUCAGAGAGAUCAUUUUGCCGAAGGGGCUGGAUCUGGACCGACCAAAACGAACCCGGACCUCGUUCACCGCUGAGCAGCUCUACCGUCUGGAGAUGGAGUUCCAGAGGUGCCAGUAUGUGGUGGGGAGGGAACGGACCGAGCUGGCCCGUCAGCUCAAUCUGUCUGAAACUCAGGUGAAAGUGUGGUUUCAGAACCGCCGGACCAAGCAGAAGAAGGACCAGGGGAAGGACUCUGAGCUGCGUUCUGUGGUCUCAGAAACAGCAGCCACCUGUAGCGUCCUGAGACUUCUGGAGCAGGGCCGGCUGCUGACUCCUCCGGGCCUGCCGGGCCUCCUGCCCCACUGCGGUGGUGGCACUCUGGGCACCACCCUGCGCCCCCCCUCCAUCGCCAUGGCCAGCAAUAGCAGCAGUGGGGGCAGUAGCGGAGCAGCGGGCGGCAGCCCUCCUCUACCCAGUGUCACCAGCUCAGGGACAGUGGUCGGUCUGCAGAGCUCUGCAGCCUCUCACGGCCUGUUCAGCUUCCCCAUGCCGUCCAUUCUCAGUGGUGUUGCCUCCCGUAUUUCCUCCAACCCCCUCUCCAUGGCUGGCUCGCUGGCCGGAAACCUGCAGGAACUUUCUGCUCGUUACCUGAGCUCCUCUGCCUUCGAGCCUUACUCACGGACCAACGGUAAAGAAUCCAUGGACAAGAAAAUUCUGGAGUGAUUGUUUGUGGAUUGUGGAUUCCUGUUGCCUCUGGAUGCAUUUGGGUUGUUUUCUCGGUUGAUCUUGUCUUUAGUUUUGCCUGUGUCUGUCAUCCGUCGUGUCAUGUUCUGUAACAGCUUUCACAUUCCUGCACAUCUGGCGCCUUUACGUGAAGAAAACAAAGGUCUGCACAAUCUCAACUGCAAAUAAAGAGGGGUGGAAGAUUUUUGCACAAAAUGAUCACACAGGACUUUUCUUACGAAGAAUCAGAAACAUGACCAGAGGUUUACAGAUCUGUCAGAGUUUGUGUUAAUGAUGUCCCUAAAGUCCAGCUGCUAGAAGACAAAGAAGCUCCCGCGCUGCAGAAGCAGCGCCUCACGGUGUGCAGCAGGAAGUCCGAGUCUGGUCACAUGAUGGUUCCUCUCUGAAACGUGUUUAUCUGUUGAUAGAAACUUUAGAUGUGGAACACGAGGUUCCACCUGAGCAACCCGAAGGAUCCCAGUCAGCUAAGCUCAGUUUAAAGCGUAGAACGCAGCGCCGUGAUGAAUGAAGCAGGGAGGAGACGUGCUUCUGUGUGAAGGUCGCUGCAAGGUCAGCGUCAGAUGAAAAUGCUUUUGAUGUGGAAAAGCAAUUAGCAUCAGCAGACGCGUCGCCGCAGCUCGGCUUACAAACCGCUCUUUUGUAAAUCCGUGUCAGUCGGACCGAACCAAACGUGUUGUCGCUCAGUAUGAUAGUUGAAUUGUUCGGUGUUGUUUUCUCUCCGGUUUGGUGAAGAGUUUGACAUUUCACAGAGUUUUUUACCUUGUGGUAUUUUUGUCUCCCGAGAUGCAGCUCCUGAUGUUUUAAUUUCGUUUGUUUCCAUCCUCCUUUUGUCUGUGCUUUAAAAAAACACUGUGACUUCUCCGGUUUUGGUGUACAGUUUCUUUUCUGUGUCGACGCCACAAAUGAGUUGCUAAGAGACAACAGAAAAAAAACACUUUCCAGCAUUAGUAAGUAACUUAAUUGGAUAAACACUUUGAAGGAACAGGGAUUUUAAUCACUGAGACAAUAUAAUUACCUUUCUUUGAAAAAAAAGUCCAAACCUGCAGCCUUCACGACAGAUUUAGGCAAACGAGGAGGAUGAAUGAAUGAAUGUCGUAUAAAAUACUGAAUUGUACCUUAAAGUUGUUAUUUUAUUGUAAAUUAUUUGCCUCUGUAAUUAAUAGAUUAUUAGUAUAUUUGGAAACUGGUGAAUGAAUGAAUGAACGAAUGAAUGAAUGAAUGACUGAAUGAAUUAGUGGGGUUGAGGAAUCAAUCUUGAGCUCUUUGGUGCUUUUGUCGUGAAAUAUCUUGAAGUUUGUGAAACGUUUGGUGCAAAUGUGCAUAUAUAUGAUGUUUAUGGCUACAGACAAAGACCGCUGUGUUUUUCAUUUUCCUUUCCUACGUGUUGCUCCAAUGAACUUAUGAUAAAUUUUAUGACUGUUAUACCUCCUAUAAACCAGCCUGGUAUGUGAGUCCAGUGAUGCCGGACGGACCUGCAGAAGUGAUUAACGAGCUCAGAGGAAGAACCAGCAGACAUUAUAAAGACAUCAGUCACAAACAGAUGUUCUGGAUGGACAGAUGUUGGAGUUUCCAACAUUUAAAAUCAAGCAAAGCUGCCAAAAUAAGUCAAAAAGUUCAAACAUUUCAUUUAAACACCUGCAGGAAACUCGUGCAUUAAAGAGUGAGCUCAGUUCCAUGCAACCGUGCACGCCGUGAAAGAAGUGCACGUUUACUGACCAGUUGGAGAACUCACUUGUUUUAGAUGAAGUGGGACAAGAACGACCGUCCCUCCAUCCAUUCAUGUCUUCAACUGGUUUUUACGGCUCAGAGGUCACCACACAAAACCUGG
Molecule: messenger RNA, 3661 nt
Organism: Nothobranchius furzeri (turquoise killifish)
Lineage: Eukaryota; Metazoa; Chordata; Actinopteri; Cyprinodontiformes; Nothobranchiidae
Gene: vax1
Product: ventral anterior homeobox 1
Biological process (GO): neuron differentiation; regulation of transcription by RNA polymerase II; brain development
Cellular component (GO): nucleus
Molecular function (GO): DNA-binding transcription factor activity, RNA polymerase II-specific; RNA polymerase II cis-regulatory region sequence-specific DNA binding
Source: RefSeq, a predicted model, not a curated record